Haliotis rufescens (red abalone) is the source of this 2515-nucleotide messenger RNA. RefSeq names its product WD repeat, SAM and U-box domain-containing protein 1-like. The transcript has 12 exons. Gene Ontology annotation, molecular function: protein binding; ubiquitin-protein transferase activity. The record is from RefSeq and is a predicted model, not a curated record. Gene Ontology annotation, biological process: protein ubiquitination. Lineage: Eukaryota; Metazoa; Mollusca; Gastropoda; Lepetellida; Haliotidae. The coding region runs from base 388 to 1902 and encodes 504 amino acids.
GGUCGAUAAAGCUGACAUAUUCAAACUUGGGAUUAAAUAAGAGAAGGCUAACAACGUUAGAUGAGAAGAUUGACGGCGUCAGAUGAGGAGGUUGUCAGUGUCAGAUACAAAAUGAAUCGAACCUAGGAAGCUUCGUUAUCCACAUAUGCCGACAGAAAUGUACAUUGUGUGAAAUGGACCAAACUGGAUUUUGCACUCUUGGGCGGCCUUGGGUUUCAGCGUCGAAAUUGGACCGGAAAAUCGCGAGGGACCUCGUUUAUCAUUGUUUGUGUUAAGUCGUCAUAUAUCGCCGAGUUAUUGGUUCGGUGGAUCAUUUGCAGCACCAUUGCCGCGCACGGCCGGCUGCCUGGGUGAGAACUCGGCGUUAAAAAGUCAGGUAAUAACGUUAUGGCGAAUAUGGUUGCAAGUUUACUACAUACGAUAACCUCCCACAGUUCAGAUGUAAACUGCGUUGCCUUCACCCAUGAUAAACUUGCCACAUGUUCCGGAGACAAGACUGUCCGGAUAUGGAGCACUGAAGACUUCACGGAGCAUCCAUCAUCACCUCUUCUAGGUCAUGCCUAUUAUGUCAACUGUUGUGUGUUUUCACCGUUUGGAAACACCCUGGCUUCGUGUUCGACCGAUGGGAAGUUGAUACUGUGGGAUGUUAAGACUGGGGAUCAGGUUGGAGUCAUCCAACAUCCAAGUAAAAAUGGAAUCCGUGUGUGUCACUUCUCCCCCGAUUCUUCUAAGAUAGUUUCUGGUGGAGAUGACAAUACCUUGUGCCUUUGGGAAGUGUCUUCUCGCAAACUCCUCAGGUGUUUCUCUGGUCAUGACGAGAUGGUUGCAGCUUGUGCCUUCACACCAGACAGCUACUAUGUUGUGUCGGGAGGCACUGAUGGACACUUGCGCGUGUGGGAUGCAAAGUUUGGACAUGGGCGGGAGCUGGCGUAUGAUCUAGAUGGCCAUGACCUUGGCGUGACCUGCUGUGAAUUCUCUCCGAAAUAUGGAUCAGCUGCGAAGACAUCUUCUCAAGUUGCUAACUUCCUGCUGGCCACAGGUGGCAAGGACGACCAGGUCAAGCUGUGGGAGUUCACAGGCCAGAUCGGUUCCUCAGUGGUGCUGCUGAAGCUGAGAGACACACUGCCCGGCCACACAGACACUGUCCUUGCCAUUGCCUUCUCCCCCAGGGGGGACAUCCUGGCUUCUGGGUCCUUUGACAAGACCAUACGUCUGUGGAAUCCACUCAAAGGAACUUCCAUGUUUACAAUAGAAGGACAUGCAAGAUAUGUGACAAGCUGUGCCUUUUCGUUUGAUGGCCAGAUGCUGGCGUCGGGGUCGAAUGACAAGACGGUGAUGGUGUGGAAGCUGACCGACACGUCCAGCAUCAUGGCUGGUCUGUCUGGAUUUGAAGAACCAGUGAAGCAGACACAGCAGUCUUCAGCAGCAAGCUUUGUGUCUGUUGAGAAGUGGGGUGUAGAGGAUGUGUGUGCUUGGGUUACCUCCCUUGGAUUGCAGCAAUACCAGGAAGUGUUCAGGCAGCAGGCAAUAGAUGGGACAGAGUUACUUGCCCUUACUGCCAAGGAUCUUGAAGAGUCAAUGGGAAUAGGUGCCCUUGGUCACAGGAACAAGAUUCUGAGGAGUCGCGCUCAUGUACAAGAGCGUCCUAUAGGCCAGACAGUAGAAAAUGAUGCUGGAGUCCCGGACGAGUACCUGUGUCCCAUCACAAGGGAGAUAAUGCACGACCCAGUCAUUGCCACAGAUGGCUACACAUACGAUAAAGCAGCAAUCAAAUCGUGGAUUGAGAGCGGCAAGGAUCGGAGCCCAAUGACCAACUCUGUGCUACCAAGUAAUAAUCUGACACCAAACAGAACGCUGAAAAUGUUGAUCCAGCGCUUUGUGAACGGUCACAGCCAAGGUUGACCGCUGGGGUAACUGGGCAUUUCAAUAUGCUAUAUUCUGUCCAAAGUAGUUUUGUCAAUAAUCAGAGUUUCAUUUCCUGAUCUUAUAGUUGAUGAGGAGGACUAUAUUCCUAUUCAUUCAUGAUAUAUUUUACAUGCAUGUUUCCAUAGCGAUGUAGGUGCUGUCCAUGUGUUAUUGGACUUGUUAUAUUGUGAUGUUUGAAAUUAUGCCAGUGUUCAGUUUGUUUGGGUUUAAGGUAGUUGUAUGUCCACAACACACUUUCAUGAGGUCACAGCAACACACACAUUCAGAAAAUAAUUUCUGUUUUCAAUUUAGAUGUAUAAAAAAAAUAUGGACCUUUUCUUAUGUAAAUAGUUUUGAAUAGUUUUAAGAUUGUGUUUGGAAGACAACAUAUAUGUGUCACUGUACAUAUGUUUGUUUACUGGUUUGUUAACAAUCAACAUUUCGUGGGUAUCCAUGUCUUUUUUUCUGAUUUUCCAAUCUCCACCCACUCUAAUUAUCCCCCGCCGCGCGAAAGCGCGAAGCGGGGGAUAUAGUAUUCACGACCGUCCGUACGUCCGUCCGUACGUCCCACCUGUUUGUUGCCGCGAUAUCUCAAGAACUAAACAUUGGA